CCAGCGUAAAUAUGCUACUUCCUAUUACGUGCGGAGCGUACUCCACUCCCUGUCCCUCCCUCCCCCCUCCUCGAUCCCGGCAGCUAUCACCGCCGUGGCGUCCCGUUCGCGCCGCUCGCCGCUCUCGCUCGCCCGCGACGCAAUCAAUGCCACCCACCGCCCCGGCCGCCUCGCCGUACGUACCCCGUCCUCGCCUUCCACCACCGGCAGGCACCAGCUAACUAACCGAUCUGUCUCGCUCACUCGCCGUCCGGCCGUCCGGCCACCGUCCCCGCCGCGCCGCGUUACGCCCCGGGUGGCUGUACACUGCCACCUCCCGCCCGCUGCUUUAUUCGGUCCUCCUCUCCUCUCCUUCCUGAGCUCAGUAGUGAGCUGUGCUGGCUGGCGUCCUCGUCGUUGUCGUCGUCGUCGUUUUGACCUCGGCCGCCUCGCCCUGACACGCGCAGGUGCGCACUGCUGCAACCCCUGCAGGCGAGGAUGUCCCACUGAUGAGAGCUCUCGCUGGCUGCCGCGGCUCGCCCGCUACCUGCUCGAUAAAAGUCGCAGCUAGGUCAGUUGCUGAGCUCUCGCCAUUAAACGCUCCUCGUCCUCCUCACCAGGUUCCAUUAGUUCGAUUGGUCGCCUCGCCUUGCCUCGCCUCGCACUGCAGCGCGCGAGCAGAGGCCAGAGGGAGAGCGCCAUUGGCGGUGGUUCCUCGGCGGCUCCCAUCCUAGGCUCAUGCCUACUCCCCUGCUCCCGUUUUGGCUGAAACUUUUUGGCAACAUUUCUCGUCGACGUCGAGGGGCUUGGAGCCACCUGCUUGUCCGUUGCGGCGUCGUUGCAGUCCCCUCACUGGCUGUAGCAAAAGUUCCAAUCUUGGAGGUACUCAUACUCUCUUCUGCUCUCUCUCUCUCUCUCUCUCUCUCACACACACACACUCACGCACGCUCACUCAUCCAUCUCUUCACGCAAUGCUUGGAUUUUGUCCCUGGGUAUCCGUUUGCUCCUCCUUGUCCUCACACCUUGCACUCAUGCGGUGUGGGCGUGAAAAGGAGAAACCUUUCGCGGUUCCUGGAGCAAGAUAGCGUCGCACACUUCUUGUCAGCCCAUUUCUCUCUCCCUCUCUCAUUUCAUUUCACCCUCAUGUGGCUGACCUGGCUCACUGAGCAAAAGGGCUUUGCAUUUUGCUCGGAGUCUUUGAAGGUUGUAUAUUUGUAUGGUCACGAAAAUGCAGAUUUUGGAGGCACACGUCUGGUAAUUUCUCGAGAGCUCAAGUCUUGGUGAGGUGACCACUGACAAGCAGCAGCAGAAACAGCAGCAAAGACUCAACCUUUUUUUUUUCUUGGGCGCUUCAGUCUCGGCUUCUUCUUCUUCUCUCUGCCGCUGGUAGCGCUGGGCGAGCACGCUGCAGUGACGGGAGUUCUGGCGGUUUAGCUCGAGGGUUAAUUGGAGUUCUCGGCUGGAAUGGAGAGCCGUGGGAGGCGGCCACGGAGCCCGGAGCGGCAGAGGCCGGCGGCGCGGAAGGUGCCGGUGGUGUACUACCUCACGCGGAGUCGUCACCUUGAGCACCCUCACUUCGUCGAGGUGCCGGUCUCCUGCCCGGAGGGGCUCUAUCUCAGAGAUGUGAUUAACCACCUUAACAUGGUACGCGGCAAGGGCAUGGCCGCUAUGUACUCGUGGUCCUGCAAGAGGAGCUACAAGAACGGAUUUGUGUGGCAUGACCUUGGAGAGGAUGAUCUCGUCCACCCCGCAACCGACGGCGAGUACGUGCUUAAGGGCUCCGAGCUCUUGGAUCAACAACCUUCUUCAGGCCAAUUUUAUCAGGGUACUAACGGAAACCAAAAGCAACAGAGCAGGCUGAAAGAAGGUGCACGAUUACCUUUGCCUAGGGAGACUUCCUAUUCCUCCUCUCCUCCUAGUGUGAUAGUUAGAGAAGCUAAGCUACCACGGCGGUCACCUUCGAUUCCUUCUCUAGAAGAGGAUGACUCACCAGUGCAAUGCAGAGUUACCUCCCUGGAGAACAUGUCACCGGAGUCGGAGCCUCAACGAACUCUCUUGUCAAGGGCCGGGUCUGCGAGUCCUGCAGAAUUCAGAGUCUACAAGCCCACUGGGUGUGUGGAUGCUGCAACUCAAACUGAUGACCUUGGAAGGAGGUCGGUCCGGAAAGUGCCUGAGAUGCACAAGAAGAGUUUGAGCACUGAUCAUGAUUCUGUAGUCCGGGAAAUUACUGAGUACCGGCAAAGUCAUCCACGCCGGUCAGCAGAGCUCCAAGGGAUUGCCAGGGAGGCCAUGUCCCAGUGUCAUACUCCAUUGAGCAUAGCUUCCACCCGUGGCAAGUCGGAGAGUUUAGAGUCCUUGAUACGGGCUGAUAACAAUGCAUUCAAUAGUUUUAGGAUUCUUGAAGAGGAUGACAUUAUUGUGCCAACCUGCCCCAAGCUAAGGCCAGCGAAUGUACUAAUGCAACUUAUCACCUGUGGUUCACUUUCGGUGAAAGAUCAUGAGAAUAUCGGACUUGUUGAGGGAUACAAGCCAAAGUUCCCAAACCUGAAGUUCCCGUCACCGUUAAUUUCUCGCACCAUGAUGAUGGGCGAGCUUGAUUAUCUCUCAGAGAAUCCCAGAUUAAUGGGUAUGCGCCUGGAAGACAAGGAAUACUUUAGUGGGAGCCUUAUUGAAACUAAGAUGCAAAGAGAUGUACCAGCUGACAGAUAUUCCGCACUUAAACGUUCUUCUUCCUACAAUGCAGAAAGGAGCAACGAGACACUAGAUUGCGCGAGGCCUGACGAAGAUACCGUCAAUGCAUCUCGCACAAGGUGCCUUCCUCGGACGCCAAUACUAUCAUCCUUCCUGCACCCCAAGAGCGAGGCGCUGAAGUCCCCGAUGUCCGACUGCCGGAGGAGCUCCUCGGCAGGGCCAGACUGCAGCUUGGCUUCAUCAGGAGACGGCAGCAAGAGAUUCACCGACGCCUCAGUAGCACCGGGCAGCAGGAUAGAGUCUUUCAGGAAGGAGGAGAAGCUCGUCAAGAUCGAAGAAAGGCUGUCGUCCGGAGCUCGGGUUGUGAUUCAGUACACGGUGCCCUGCAACGGCGACAGCGAUGAAGGCUGAGCUCGCAAAUCGGUCGGCCGUUUUGGGUUAUUCACAUAGAGCUCUCUUGAGAGAGCGAGAGCGAGAGAGUGAGCAAGUUACUGACGGAAGAAAAUGCCUCCCGUUUCUUUCUUCAGAUUGAGCUGCUAAGUUUGGAAUUUCAUGCAAUUCAGUUAGCCUAGUGAAUUAUUUUCUCCUCUUGUCAAAAUCUCCUGUUUCCUUAUCUGUAAGUGCCUGCCUUUAAAAUGUAAUAUAAAGAUUGUUCUUUGGUUAAAAAAAUGUAAUAUUGUCCGUGUUUUCUUUCCUA
This is a messenger RNA of Oryza brachyantha (malo sina), 3367 nucleotides long. RefSeq names its product protein SOSEKI 2. The transcript is spliced from 8 exons. Lineage: Eukaryota; Viridiplantae; Streptophyta; Magnoliopsida; Poales; Poaceae. Bases 1444 to 3081 code for a protein of 545 amino acids. The record is from RefSeq and is a predicted model, not a curated record.